AUCAAUGAGAUAAAAUCACGUGAAAUUAUUUAUAUUAUUCUAAAUCAAUAAAUACAAGACCAAUUGUCAUUUCAGACCAUCCACUUCACUUCCCCCCUCUUGCGAAAACAAGAAAUCACAAGAACUUUAGACGUAACAACUCUUGUCUUCUCCUCAGUUCUGUUGCUGAAACCAAUCAGUUUUCUUGGUUUCUUUUGUUUCAUCUUUUUCUAGUCAUGGAGAACUUGUUAGGUUUGCUUAGAAUUCAUGUGACCAGAGGGAUCGACCUUGCUAUCAGAGAUAUCCGCAGCAGUGACCCUUAUGUUGUGGUCAAGAUGGGCAAACAGAAACUGAAGACUCGUGUUAUAAAGCAAAAUAUCAAUCCUGAGUGGAAUGAUGAUUUAACUCUUUCCGUUGUGGAUCCAAAUCUUCCAGUUUUGAUAAAAGUGUAUGACAAAGACACAUUCAGCUUAGAUGAUAAGAUGGGAGAUGCAGAAUUCGACAUCAGACAAUUCAUAGAAGUCGUAAAGAUGCAAUUGGAUAACCUCCCUAGUGGAACUAUUAUAAGAAAAAUUCAACCAACCAGGGAAAACUGCCUAGCUGAAGAGAGCUGCAUUGUCUGGGCUAAUGGCAAAGUGAUUCAAAACAUGUUUCUUAGACUUCGACAUGUGGAGAGUGGCGAGGUUGAACUCCAGUUAGAGUGGAUUGAUAUUCCUGGUUCAUGGGGCAUGUAGAUUGCCUAUCUGUAUGCUUUAUAUAGAGUACAGUUGAAGCUCAGAACACUAUAGUUCAGCCGUAAACAAGUUUCUAUGAUGGUAUUCAUGGUGAUUGAAUGUCAAUCACCAUGAUGUCGGCUACAUCUUUUGUAUUUGCUAAUCUGACUCUGCUAGAACUGUCGGCUUGUGCCAUUCUGAAUUUUUCUAGCAACACAUGGGAAAAUAAGGAAUUGCCUGAGCAUGUAGUGAAUGUUCUUCAAUGGAUUCUUUUGUAGCAUAAUGUACUAGCUCAUAUGGUUCAUGAAUAAAGCUAUUUGAGAC
This is a messenger RNA of Populus euphratica (Euphrates poplar), 1016 nucleotides long. RefSeq names its product probable ADP-ribosylation factor GTPase-activating protein AGD11. The record is from RefSeq and is a predicted model, not a curated record. The coding region runs from base 216 to 713 and encodes 165 amino acids. NCBI's taxonomy places the organism in Eukaryota, Viridiplantae, Streptophyta, Magnoliopsida, Malpighiales, Salicaceae. The transcript is spliced from 3 exons.